CCAUUCACACGCACACGCACACCACUCAUUCACUCCUUUACCCUCGUACCAGAUCUGCCCCCGACACUCCCUCGUAUCCCUCUCUAUUUCGCUCAUACCGGGCAAUUCGUUCUUUUUUUUUUUUUUCUCCCCCAGUCGUAACAUCGACAAAGUCUACUUCCACUAUCACUUUCACUCCCUUGGCUAUCCUUCCUUCGACGUCGCCCAUUCACUCCAGGUCGUCAACAAGGCCGAAUACAGGUACGACACAACACAAAGACCACGAGUCGUCGACCGACUAGCACGACGACAUACAGAACACCUAUACCUUCCCAUUCUCAUCCACGUCGACGGCUACCCGAUCCCGACCAUCGCUUGACACCGCGGUAGUCCCUCCCUCCAUUCGAAGUCGACCUAAACAAUAGACAACAGACCCUUUCGUCCAAGUCGUUCGCUUCGGUCUCGAUUGUCCUUUGUGUGUACCAGACGCGUUGCCUCUUGUAUUCUAACCAAGGAAGAAAGGGGACCGACGUCACUGCAAAGAAUCAUCAGAUACGAUUAAAGGGUGUCGUUUGUUUCCAUGACUCUCGCCGCGUAACAGCCGACUUUGCAAAUUCUCGACGUCGAAGAAUUAUCUACGCAAACAUAGUCGAGCGAGCAGUUAUACCGAAAAGUUGGUCGAGUACUCGAGGUCCGACGCCAGAAAAAUUUGAUACUGUUUAUUUAACUCUUUUUCCCCAUUUCGUCUCAUUCAUUCACCUAUCCACAAUGUCACUUCGCCAGAUUGCUACCGUGGCCGUAUUGGCCCUGGCCUCCUUCACAGUCACGGCCGAUAAGAAGGGCGUUGAAUUACCCGCAGAGCAGCCAGUUCAAGGUACCGACACAGUCGCUGGCUGCUUUUCCGAUCUAGGAGAUAUGAAGCUGGACAGCACCGACAAAUACAACGCUCAGGGCUAUUGUGCUCCUGUUUGUCGUGACAAGGGAAAGCCUGUUGGUGCUACUUAUUUGAAAGCAUGCUACUGUGGCACGAAAUUGCCUCAUAAGAGUACAUUGCUCGAUGAUUCUAAAUGCAAUGAGCCUUGUCCUGGCUUCGACCCCCAAGCCUGUGGUGGUCUGGGUGCCUAUACGGUCUAUAACACUGGUGUGCAAGUGAACGUUGCCGAGGCCGACCCGCCAAAAUCUUCAUCCACUUCUACUUCGUCCUCUUCUACUUCUACAAGUACAUCUCAGACAUCGGCAACCAAUGCUGAAACGGCUCCAGCGGCUUCAGAGAGCCCUUCAGAUGACAAGCAGAAGGGAAGUUCAAAUGUUGUCGGUAUCGCUGUCGGUGUUGUAGUGGGAGUGGUUGUCGCCACAGCACUCGCCGCCGGUGCAUUUUUCUAUCUGCGGAAGAAGAGGAAUGCCGAAUUAGAGGAGGAGCACCGCCGGAAUGCCGCUGUCAAUGCCUUUAUUAGUGGAGGGAAACCCCCUCGUAGCAGCGGUGGUAUGUCGAUCGCCGAUUCGCGAAUGGACCCCGUCAUGAACCGACGCAUGAGCGACGGUAGCAUUGCCGAUAACCAGGACUAUUCACGGCGCAUCCUCAGGGUAACAAACGCGUAACUUCAACCCUUCAAACGAGACGACGAAAUCCCAUAUCGCGAUAUUUAUUUUCUCCUUUGGGCAUCAAUGGCGUUUGAAGGUGGUUACUCUUGACUUGACAUUGGAUGGUCCAUUUCAAUGAUCCUGGCGUUAUACAUGUGUUGAAGGGUAGCACAAAACAGGCGCUAGGCAAUCUGUUCGGCAUGAGCACUAGUCAAGACCCCGAGCCGAUACUCAUAACCCGUCCACUCCUUUUUCUCGAUCGCUUGCCUCACGGUGAGCAUCACCCUUAUACCCAUUACAUGAUGGAAUCCUCUCCAAAUCCUAUAGAGGGCCAGGACCCGGGAGCAUCCGAGAUAUUUCAGCUAGAGACGACUCCGAGCAGCGAUCAGCGGUCUAUGUGAGGGCUAUAAUUAUAGGGAUGCCGCGAUCUAGCGACGGAUCCUGAAUUGAUAAGGAACAACUGCGGUCUGAUUCAGUUCGCGAGAAUUCCCCUAAAUAGAAGACUAGGUAUCAAUGAACACGACGGGCUUUUUUUGCUGUAUAUUAUUUGCGUUAGUCCAAUAGACGGACUCUGAUACCAAAGACGGCCAGGUGAAGUCAUCUCAUCUCGGUAGUAUUGUUUCGUUGAUUCGGUUUUCAAAAGCCCCUACGGAUUUGUUCAGGGUCUGUACCUCUGAUUUACUAAAUGUUACAGGAUAUUUAAUACUAGAACACUAGAUUUCGAUACGCCGUCUAACUCA
Messenger RNA from Xylaria bambusicola, 2300 nucleotides. RefSeq lists its product as uncharacterized. The record is from RefSeq and is a predicted model, not a curated record. The coding region runs from base 748 to 1578 and encodes 276 amino acids. NCBI's taxonomy places the organism in Eukaryota, Fungi, Ascomycota, Sordariomycetes, Xylariales, Xylariaceae. The transcript has 4 exons.